Molecule: messenger RNA, 2440 nt
Organism: Hemicordylus capensis (graceful crag lizard)
Lineage: Eukaryota; Metazoa; Chordata; Lepidosauria; Squamata; Cordylidae
Product: C-factor-like
Exons: 6
Coding region: 214-993 (259 amino acids)
Source: RefSeq, a predicted model, not a curated record
GCAGCAAGCAAUCCUUAAACCUCUUCCUAGGCAGGGCUGGAGGGAGUAGUUAACAAAUCAGUUUCAGGAAGCUGUGUAGCCCUGGAUGUCUUGCCAGAUCAGAGCUGCAAAUGAGUCCAGCCAAUUGCAUAAGUUUGCAGGGAGGAGCUAUGGGUUACUGUUUGCUAGAUUCUUGCAAAGAGUCUAGUUAGUUAAGCACAGCAAGCGAGAGAGAUGGCAGCAGUGCUGAAUCCACGCAGCGUCCUGGUGACUGGCUCCAACCGGGGCAUUGGCUUCGAGCUUGUCAGGCAGCUGGUUGGGAAGAGCAGCCGGCCAGAAUGGAUCUUUGCCACUUGCCGGGAUCCAGAGGGACCACGUGCCCAGGAGUUGAAAACAUUGGCUGCCAAGCACCAGGGAGUUGUGAUCAUCCCAUUGAAUGCUUUGGAUCCAUCCAGCAUCAAGGCUGCUGUUGCCAGAGUCAAUGAGAAGCUGAAAGGUGCAGGGUUGAAUCUGUUGAUAAACAAUGCUGGGAUUUUAAGGAUCACCACUCUGGAGUCUGAGACACCGGAGGACAUGGCUGAGGUGUACCAAACCAAUGUGACAGGGGCCAUGCUGGUGAGCCAGGCGUUCCUGCCCUUGCUGAGGAAGGCAUCUCAAAAAAGUCCCCAGAAAGGGAUGAGCUGCAGCAAAGCCGCCAUUGUCAACGUAUCCAGUGAAGGCGGCUCCAUCAGAAAUAUGGGAACAAAUACAGUUCCAUGGUGUAUCUCGUAUUGUUGCAGUAAGGCGGCUCUGAACAUGCUCACCCGCUGCCAGUCCCUGGGAUUUGCAGAAGAUGAGAUCCUGUGUGUGGCUUUGCAUCCUGGCUGGGUGCAGACAGACAUGGGGAACGCAGCGGGACCGGCCCCACUGACUGUGGAAGUGAGUGUGCAGGAGACCAUCAGCACUCUUGCCCGUCUCACUGAGAAAGAUAAUGGCACUUUUGUGAGCUGGGAGGGAAAAGCUGUACCCUGGUGAGACACUCACCUGCCUCCUCAUCUAGCAAAGAGGAAACCCUGACCAGGGGUGAUGAGAAUGCUUGCCUAGCUGUGCUUUUGUUUGCAACAAAUGCAUCAUGUCCUGCUGCAAAUCUUGCACAUUCUGUUUCCUUCCAGAUACUUAUCUAAUAUGAUCAAGGGAUUUAAAAAAAAAUUGCACUAUGCAAGUCUUAUGGCACUCGUUGAUUCUGAAUUUCAAGACACACAUCACAGUGUGCAAAUAUGUCACAUUUACACACAGCCUUGUAGUCACAUGACCAGGGGCACAGCAAGGUUGUAGUGGGCCCAGAGACAAGAUUUUAAAAUGCUCCCCCCUCACUGAAGCUCAGCUCAUGAAGUAAAGAAAUCUUAAAUGAGGCUGAAUAGUGGUAACAAAGGAAGCCUGGGUGGGUGCACAGCUGGGGGAGUCAGUCAUGUGACUUGCCUCUGGGGGCCUCCCCAAGGCAGUGGGCCCCCAGACAACUGUCUCCCCUUGCCCUAUUAUAGUUGCGCCCCUGCACAUGACUCCAGAAUGAGCAAUAGAGGAGCAGAUUGCUCGCUUCCCUCUGUUUUGCCUCCAGUAUCUUCAGUGGGAGAUAACCACCAGGCAUUAGGAGCCCAAGAAUAUUGGUUUAAAGCAGAGAUUCAUCUUGGCCCUAAGUGAGCGCAACAUGACUGGUAUACCUGCAUCAACAGAAACAGCUGGCGAAGGAGUAAGCCAAAGAGACUAUUAAAUACUUAAUGCUUGCUCAGCCCUGUGAUGGGAACAAGGAAAAGGAAAAGCAGAAGUCCGCAGCACAUUGUGUUUCUUCAAGUUUCAUCACCCAUUCAAAUUAUUAUUAUUAAGAAUAUUGUUUACCACUUUUCAACAAAAAUGGUGCUGAAAGUGGUUCUCAAUGGAAAGCACUGUUCUGGUCAUUUGAGCUAAAAGCGAAGUUAAGGGAAAAGGCUAACAUCACUGCAGGCUGUAACUGGUGUCCUGGGCUAACCUUUUGACCUUAUCCUAUAACUUAUCCUUAUCCAAACAACAACAAAAAGCCUCUAUUUUUCACCAGGCAGCUGUUUGUAAAACAUACAGCAGGUAUGCAUAAUUAAUUAAUUAAUAAUAAAAAUAUUUGUUAGCCACCCCAUAACAAAUAGUUCUCUGGGCAGCUCACAACACAGCAUUAUAAUAUUGAGUAAAAACACAUAAAACGCAUGUGUUUUUAUAACCAAAGCUAAACACAAAAUGUGAGACUUAAGUUGGACUCUUCACAUUGGCAGGUAAAGACACGUUGACUCUUGGAAAGGUAGCUCCUAUUGCUCUGGCAGCUGAAAGUUACAAACAAAAAAUGAAUGUCUACUGAGAGAUUUUUCAAAGCAUACCUGACUCUUUCCAUAAUUUGACAUACUGUGCGUAUCUGUUUUGCUGCAUCUACUGAGAACAAUAAAAUCAUUAUGUACUUACA